Molecule: messenger RNA, 426 nt
Organism: Prunus armeniaca (apricot)
Lineage: Eukaryota; Viridiplantae; Streptophyta; Magnoliopsida; Rosales; Rosaceae
Source: the annotation of a GenBank genome assembly
AUGGAGUUGGAUGUCGAACCAGUAUCCAAACUCGGACGGUCAUCCGAACAGCCGAGGGCUGUGCUUUCCAUCAAAGACGAAGAGGGCCCUGCCGAGCCCAUUACCCUUGCUUGCCAGUCGAAGACGGUUCAAUUUGCAAACCAUAUGAUCCUUGGUUCGCGAAUAGAGCUAUUGGAGAUUGAGGAACUUCCAAAGAGGCUCAUUUGGGAGGUAGCCGGACGCGCCUUCCGACUCCAGGCUUCUGCCAUUAUGGCUGCUGAAUGUGCCAAGAAAACCUACGAAGACGGUUGCGCCAAGGAGGCUCUCGAACGACAAGUUAAAGCUUUCGAGGCAAAACUAUCCGAGAUGAUGGCGACCUUGGAUGCUACUAUAAAAGCUACCAGGGAUGCCAAGGAGAUUGAGGGGGCCAUGGAUGCGGCAAGUUAA